ACUCGUGGUAGUUCAAAAUGGCAUCGUCUAUCCGUUUCGGGCGCGCUUCUGUGCUUGUGGCUGCACUUAGGACGUGCACAAAUCGAUGGGUGUCUGCACCCGUGAGGUUACUAAGAGGGUUCCCAACGAAGCCCCACGCUCUCGCUUCUCUGACUUUCAUUCAACCGCGACGAUCAUUGGCUGGCGAUUCUCACAGUGUUUCUUUUCAGGAAGUAGAGAAUCGUAUUCAUGAGGUGCUAAAAAAGUUUGACAAAGUCGACCCGAGCAAGGUGACUGUAGAAGCUCAUUUUAUAAAUGAUCUUGGUCUGGACAGUUUGGACGUUGUUGAAGUCGUUAUGGCAUUUGAAGAUGAAUUUGGCGUUGAGAUAAAUGAUGCAGAUGCAGAGAAGGUGUUGACCAUCCCUGAUGCUGUAAAGCUAGUAGCCAGACUAAUGGGAGUUCCUGAAGCUGCUCACUAGCUGUAUGGUCUAUUUGGAUGUAUUCCAUUAUAUUUGACGGCUGAAUCACAGUACAGGAGAUAGGAUAAUAUUUGUGAUGGCGUAUCUUGGAUAUCCAGUAUAACUUACUGGAGGUGUGUUCUCAUGUCUAAUUCUACUGGUCAAAUAAAAUAUAUCAGUGUAGCAUCA
This is a messenger RNA of Corticium candelabrum, 626 nucleotides long. RefSeq lists its product as uncharacterized. The transcript has 3 exons. Gene Ontology annotation, cellular component: mitochondrion. Gene Ontology annotation, molecular function: acyl binding; acyl carrier activity. Gene Ontology annotation, biological process: fatty acid biosynthetic process. The coding region runs from base 18 to 458 and encodes 146 amino acids. The record is from RefSeq and is a predicted model, not a curated record. NCBI's taxonomy places the organism in Eukaryota, Metazoa, Porifera, Homoscleromorpha, Homosclerophorida, Plakinidae.